Lathyrus sativus (Indian pea) is the source of this 921-nucleotide messenger RNA. NCBI's taxonomy places the organism in Eukaryota, Viridiplantae, Streptophyta, Magnoliopsida, Fabales, Fabaceae. The record is from the annotation of a GenBank genome assembly.
AUGGUUAAAGUUCCUGAUUUUGCAGAUGCCUCAUCUCUCACAGUUUCAUCAGAAUUGUGCAGAAGUUGGUGUUUGGAGAAUUGCUCCUGUGUUUCAUAUUCAUAUGAUACUGACAUUGGUUGUAUGUCUUGGACUGGAAAUAUAACUGACAUACGACAAUUCUCAAAUGGAGGACUUGACUUGUAUAUUCGUGUAGCACAGGCUGAACUUGGUAAAGUUAGAAACAUGUCAGUCAUCAUUAUUAUAACAGUGAUAACAGGAACUGUGUUAGUUCUUGGUUGUGCAUAUAUUAUGUGGAGAAGAAGAUAUAAUCACCAUGCAAGAAACCGGAAUGACAAUGCAAUUGGAGAACUGUCACUAAUUAAACUCCAAGAGCUAUUACUAUUUAAUUUUGGCAAAAUUGCAACAGCAACGAACAACUUUCAUUCAUCUAACAAACUUGGGCAGGGUGGUUUUGGACCGGUAUACAAGGGGACACUGCAUGAUAGUCAGGAAAUGGCUGUUAAAAGACUUUCUAAAGCAUCUGGACAAGGUCUUGAAGAAUUCAUGAAUGAAGUAGUUGUGAUUUCCAAGCUGCAACACUGCAAUCUUGUAAGACUUCUUGGCUGCUGCGUUGAAGGCGAGGAAAAAAUGUUGAUAUAUGAGUACAUGCCAAAUAAAAGUUUGGACGUGUUUCUCUUUGAUAAAUCGAAAAGAAAAAUCCUUGAUAGGAGUAAACGCUUAGGCAUAUUAGAAAGAAUAGCUCGAGGAAUGUUGUAUCUUCAUAGAGAUUCUAGGCUAAAAAUUAUACAUAGAGAUUUGAAGGCAAGUAAUAUCUUGCUAGAUAAUGAGCUUAAUCCAAAAAUAUCAGACUUUCGUAUGGCCAGAAUUUUUGGAGAGAAUGAAGAUCAAGAAAAUAUUCGAAGAAUCGCUGGUACUUAG